Malania oleifera is the source of this 1883-nucleotide messenger RNA. RefSeq lists its product as uncharacterized. The record is from RefSeq and is a predicted model, not a curated record. Gene Ontology annotation, cellular component: membrane; endoplasmic reticulum. Gene Ontology annotation, biological process: GPI anchor biosynthetic process; protein localization to plasma membrane. The transcript has 15 exons. Lineage: Eukaryota; Viridiplantae; Streptophyta; Magnoliopsida; Santalales; Ximeniaceae. The coding region runs from base 155 to 1621 and encodes 488 amino acids. Gene Ontology annotation, molecular function: glucosaminyl-phosphatidylinositol O-acyltransferase activity.
CGCUACAUCGUGACGCAAAAGCCGUCAUUCAACAUGCUAAAUCGUUUCUGCAAAAAACGACUUAAAGCAACAUUUCAGCGCUAUUCAUCUCAGCUCGCUCGUCUUCCAUUCUCCAUCUUCGUCUCCAUAUUCUUCUACUCGGAUAUUUUCAUCCAUGGAUCCUCUCGGAAACUCCUUCAAUCCGAAUAAACAUUUGAAAGAAGAAUUUGUGAGCAACCUCACUGGAUCUUCCAUGCUUGAAAUCUUUGCACAUUUAACAAUAGUCCCAGCUGUGAUGCUUCUGCGGCACUCAGUCCACCUCAAUCGCCUCAUCGCUCCCGAAGCUACACAGAUCUCAUUGAAGAAAAAUGACAAUGCAAUUGUUGGUUUGAAGAGUUUGAGGGCUUACACUACAACAAUGCUUGGGGAUUUUCUCUCUAUUAUUCUUCCUAUCCUUUUAUUUUUCACUGUUUUGGCAGAGUGGAAUAAUGCAUGUGCAAUUUUGUUGGUGUUGCUACUACUUUUCUUCAUUUUAGUUAAAAGAUUUGGUUUGUUUAGUUUUCAUGAAGCUUCCCAUUCUUUAAGGACACACAUUUCAUCAUACAGGGUUUGCAUGAUGAUUUUAACAUUCUUGUUUAUCUUGGCUGUUGACUUCAAAAUAUUUCCUAGAAGAUAUGCUAAGACAGAGACUUACGGUGUUAGUUUGAUGGAUCUCGGGGUAGGCUCAUUUGUGAUUGCAAAUGCUUUGGUUUCACGCCAAGCACGAAAUAUCGCAUCAACGAAUUGGAUGUCUGCUCUUCAGUCUACCAGUCCAUUAAUCCUUCUAGGGGUUGGACGUCUAAUUUUUACAGGAGGCGUUGACUAUCAGGUUCAUGUGGGUGAAUAUGGAGUGCAUUGGAAUUUCUUUUUCACACUUGCAGCUGUAUCAGUCCUGACAUCCUUAAUUAAUGUUCCUCCAAAAUAUUGUGGAGUUUUAGGUUCGCUAAUUCUGAUAGGAUAUCAAAUUUGCUUGAUGCUUGGUUUAAAUGUGUAUCUGCUUUCUAGUGAAAGGAAAAUGGACAUCAUCAGCCAGAACAAGGAGGGAAUCUACAGCAUAUUUGGAUAUUGGGGGAUGUAUCUUGUCGGUGUCCAAUUGGGAAAUUUUCUUUUCUUCGGUGACAAGCCUGCUGCUGGGUUGAGAAGCAAUAAAUGGGCAAGGACUGGAGCCUGGAUUUUUUCAUUUUCAUUUUGGUUUUUAACUAUACUCCUAGAUAGCCAUGUUGAAAGGGCUUCCCGCAGAAUGUGCAACCUGGCGUAUGUUACUUUGGUGCUGGCGACAAACUUACAGGCACAGACAAUAGGGGGAGGAGAGGUGAGGUGGUUUUCAGCUGCGGAAGUGAAGGACAGUAGGGGUGGGGGGAGGAAAAGAGCGAUGGCUGAAUGGAAGGAAGGAGAGUUGGGAAAUGGGGGAGUUGGGGAGAGAGAGGGGGCACAGAAGGAGAAGCUGAGUUGGAGAGAUUUUGAAAUGGGGAUGAUUGCUGGAAUUUUGUACCUUUACGAGGGGAGGGAUGCUGCAAUGCUGCUGCUGGGUGUGGGUCUGUGUGGUCACAUGGAUUCCCCUGCCUGGGUCUCUGACACCCAUUGGACCAUGGUCCAAGGAUGACGCCUCCCCUCAUCCGUCCUCUUCACUCUCUUCUCACCAUCACCCCAAGAUAAUGUAACGCUUCCCACUGUUUCUACGCUCUCUCUCUCUCUCUCUCUCUCUCUCUCUCUCUCUCUCUCUAUAUAUAUAUAUAUAUAUAUAUAUAUAUAUAUAUAAAACUUUCUCUAGAGUAUGAUUGUAGAUCAUGGUUGAAAUGUUUUGGAGGUUUGAUGUAUGCUUCAAAUAGGGUGAAAAUAUAAUCAUAAAAGGCAUUAUAUAUAUA